Molecule: messenger RNA, 2343 nt
Organism: Rhea pennata
Lineage: Eukaryota; Metazoa; Chordata; Aves; Rheiformes; Rheidae
Product: transmembrane protein 209-like
Exons: 21
Coding region: 1-2343 (780 amino acids)
Cellular component (GO): membrane
Source: RefSeq, a predicted model, not a curated record
AUGGAGCUCCGGGAUGCUGGCCGCGCCACGCAGCGUGAGCAGCGGGUGCCCAUCAUCUUCCCGCGGGUGGCCAUGCCCAUCUGGGAGGGUGUCUCUAACUACAUCCUGGAGAAGCUGGCGCUGAACAAGGAUGUGAGAAUUAUUCCCCUUGGCACCUUCAGUGUUGUUUCAAAACAAGUCGUUGCUGGCAAGAAUGGUCCUCUGACUGUUCGGAGACCCGCAUUUCGCCUCUCAAGCAACCUUGUGGAUCUUCAGGGCCUCAGCCAUGAGGAGGCCUCUGUUGCUGGGCGCAGGAAAGCUGAGACCCUGAAGUAUCCUCACUUAGCCGUGGCCAUCUCUAUGCCUUGGAAAACAGCGGCGGCCUGCGUGGAGGAGACCGUGUACCUUCUGUCUUGCUGUCUGGCCAAUGGGAAGAACGUGGCCCUUCUUUUCAAGGGCAUUGGCGUGCUUCUCAUUGAAGAGAAUGUGUCUGGCCAGCGCCUCCUCCAGCGAGAGAGGCAACCUGAAUCAAAAAUGGUGGCUACCACUGUGGAGGAAGGCAUGGUGGAGGAAGAGCCUCGAGGCAGAACUGCCUCUAGUGAUGUCACGGGUCUGCGCGACGAAUCGUUGGAGGUGGCUGCGAACUGCUUCGGUGACGUCACGUCCGCGCGACCAAUCGUUGGAGGCGGCUGCGAACAGAUUUCUGCAGCUUCGCUCCUUGACAGGACUGUGAAGAUUAGGAGGGAGGCUGAAGAGCGGAAAGUGGUCUGGGCCUGGGGCCUCCUUAAUAUGUCUGUUGGGGGGAUGAUAUAUACUGACAUGACUGGAAAACUUAUAAGUUCCUAUUACAACAUCGCAUCUUGGCCGCUCUGGUAUAUUGAGCUUGCGCUUGUGUCCCUGUUCAGUCUGAAUGCCUUAUUUGAUUUUUGGAUGUACUUCAAGUACACAAUGGCACCAACUACCUUGGUCAUGACUCGCAGACAGCAGAUCCUUCUAGGGAUGCAGAAUGCAGCGGUACAAAUAAUUCCAGCACAUGAGCUGGCAGCGAAGAAAGUCCCUUCUUCUACGCCUUCUCCUAGAGUCCAGGGUCAAACUGUGCUGAGUUACAGCCCAUCCUGGCCCUUCAGGGCCAGUCCAAAAUUUACUUCUGGUUGUAUCUCAGGGUACAGCCCUCAGCGGCAGGCUCUGUCAAGCAACAGCGCUUCUUAUAGCAGUGCUUUAACCUAUUCACCAAGCAGCAGCUACAGUAAGCUUUCCAGCUUCAGCUCUUCUACUGGUUCACCAUAUGCCUCAAGUGUUGGGCCAGUGGAAAGCACCGGGCUAAGGUCUCGUUGCCACUUUUCACCAAUGCGGUAUAAUUCCCGUAUGAGUCAAGAUGAUGAAAUCACAGACCGCAAGUCACUGCAAAAGUACCUUCGAAGCGAAGAAGAGAAACAGCGUAGACUUCAAUUGGCAAGUUCAUGUUCCAGCUCUCCUUCCAGCAGCCCAACCUUUUGGAACUACAGCCGUUCCUUAGUAGAGCAAGCACAGGUGCUGAGAAAGUACCAGUAUCAGGUGGCUUGCAUGCCCCAAGCUCCAUCAGCACACAAGGACGAAGCUCGUCUGAGCUCUCCACUGACUGCAGAAGAAGUUUGGGCAAGGGUGAUUGUGAAUCGACGACAGCUUGAUUACCUGGAUUCCUGGACCGCUAGGUUCAGAAGUUGGAUUAAUGAGACUAUUUUAGUGCCACUUGUACAAGAGAUUGAGUCUGUGAGCAGUCAGCUGAGAAGAAUGGGGUACCCAGAAAUGCAGGUUGGAGAAGCCAGCAUCAGCAAUCUGAAACAAGCAGCGCUUGUUAAAGCUCCAGUCAUGCCAACUCUGUACGCUAUAAUGCAGUAUUUGGAUAUUGCAGCGAACCAAGAGUAUUUGGUUGAAAGGAUCAAAGAGCUUUCUCAGGGAGGAUACAUGAGCUCAUUCCGAUGGAACAGAGGAGGAGAUUUCAAGGGCCGUAAGUGGGAUGCUGACUUGCCCACUGACUGUGCUAUCCUUAUGCACAUAUUCUGCACUUACCUCGAUGCCAGACUGCCCCCUAGCCCCAAAUACCCCGAUGGCAAAACCUUCACUGCCCUACACUUUGUUCAAACACCAGAUAAACCAGACAUUACAAAUGAAAAUGUAUUUUGCAUCUACCAAAGCAACAUCAAUCCACCCCACUAUGAGCUGAUCUACCACCGCCAGGUCUACAGUCUGCCCGAGGGCAGAAACAACAUGUUCCAUACAUUGCUUAUGUUUCUGUACAUCAUAAAGACAAAAGAAUCUGGGAUGCUUGGGCAAGUGAAUUUUGGUGCAUCAGGAGUCAACGUUCUAGGGGUGUUUGGAGAGUAA